This is a messenger RNA of Guyanagaster necrorhizus, 1041 nucleotides long. Its product is annotated as Ribokinase-like protein. Gene Ontology annotation, biological process: purine nucleobase metabolic process; purine ribonucleoside salvage. Gene Ontology annotation, cellular component: nucleus; cytosol. The transcript has 5 exons. Gene Ontology annotation, molecular function: adenosine kinase activity. The record is from RefSeq and is a predicted model, not a curated record. Lineage: Eukaryota; Fungi; Basidiomycota; Agaricomycetes; Agaricales; Physalacriaceae. Bases 1 to 1041 code for a protein of 346 amino acids.
AUGGCCUCGACGACCCCCGCCCUCUUCUGCAUGGGUAACCCCUUGCUCGACAUGCAGGUCACGAAUGGCGAGGAUCUGUUGGCCAAGUAUGGACUGAAUGCAAACGAUGCCAUCCUCGCUGAGGAGCAGCAGGCUCCUAUAUACGAGGACAUCGUGAAGAAUCACAAGGUGACCUAUGUCGCUGGGGGUGCAGCACAGAAUGCUGCUCGUGGGGCUGCGUACCUCCUCCCUCCAAACUCCGUUGUCUACACCGGAUGUGUCGGCGACGACGAUCUCGCUGAGCAGCUCAAAGCAGCCAACAAGCGGGAAGGGCUACUGGAGGCCUACCAAGUGAAGAAGGGCGAAAAAACUGGUGCUUGUGCGGUGAUCAUCACCGGACAUCAUCGAUCCUUGGUGACAACCCUACGUGCCGCCGAGAAAUACGACCAGUCCCAUCUCUCUUCUCCUCAAGUCCUCUCUCUAGUCGCCGGUGCCGAAGUAUUCUACUUUGAAGGUUACUUCCUUACGCACGGUGCGUCCAUCAUCAGCGACUUGAGCAAACAAGUCAGUGCUUCCGGAAAAGUCUCCGUCCUCAACUUUUCUGCUCCUUUCAUUCCCCAAUUCUUCGGUGCCGCCCUACAAACCGUCAUCCCGCACACCGACAUCAUCAUCUGUAACGAGGCAGAGGCAGAGUCUUGGGCAAACGCCAAUGGGCAUCUUACUCCUACUGAUCUCCCCGCGGUAGGCAAGGCUAUUGCUAUGCUUCCCAAGUCUAAUGCCUCACGGCCUCGUAUCGUCGUUAUUACCCACGGUGCCGAGUCGACAGUCCUUGUCAGCUCUGCGGAAUGUGACAGCCCCAAGAUUUAUGCUGUCCACGCUCUCAAGGACGAGGAAAUCGUGGACACAAACGGAGCAGGAGACGCCUUUGCUGGUGGCUUCUUGGGCGCCUACGUCGCUGGCAAGUCCUUGGACGAAUCUGUUGAGGUCGGGCACAAACUCGCGUCAAUGAGUAUCCAAGAGGUCGGACCGCAGUUCAAGUGGCCCAAAGUACAAGUCCUGUAA